GAAAAUGAGUAUAGCCUCUUCGAUUAUAGUAUUAAUAUAAACGAUUGUAUACAGUUGACAAUCAUGCCUGUUCCUGAAGAAACCUCUGUAGAAACUAUUGAAGAAGAACCAACGUAUAUCCUUUCUAAGAAUUUGAAAAAGAAAAAAUCUAUUCGGAGUUCUACAUCAGACACUAAUAAUACAGAUAAUACUAAUAAUACUAAUAAUACAGACACUAAAAAUACAGUAGUAAAACAAGAUAAUUUAGAUGAUAUAUCUGAGGAAAGCAAGUAUUUUAAAUUGGGUGAUUAUGUUGAUAUUAGAGAUUUUGAGUAUGGCGUGUGGUACAUGGGUAAAAUAGUGAAGAUAAAAAAAGAUGAUUCUUCACAAAUUGAACCAACGUCCUCCUCUGAUAAUCUAGAGGAUGAUGGGCUUAUUUAUUUUGUAGAGGAUAUAGGAUGUCCUACUAAUCCACCCACUAAAGCUAAAUUGAAAGAAAUAAGACCAUAUUCUACUGAUAUUCUGCCAUUUGAUCAAUUAAAAAUCAAUGAUAAAGUUCUUAUGAAUUAUAAUCAAGAUUAUCCUAAAGAACGUGGUUAUUGGUUUGACGUAGUAGUAAAACAGAUAAUAGUUAAUAGACGAAUUCGUGAAGUAGUAGGCAAUGUUACUAUUGGAUCGAAUAAGGCAGUGUUGGAUAAUUGUAAUUUAAAGUUUGUUGAUGAUAUUUUCAAAAUAAAACCAUACAAGCUAGUUGCAGAAAGAAGUAAAGAUGAAGAUACUAUCAUGCAAACAAAGCCUUCUACGGAAAGAGCUACAGCUUUAAGUUGCAUUAGAUGCAAAGACAACAAAAGUAAACCAUGUAAAUACUGCGCGUGUCAUAUUUGUGGUGGCAAGGAGGAUGAGGAUAAACAGGUACUGUGUGAUGAAUGUGAUGACAGUUUUCAUAUAGGCUGCCUUACACCGCCAUUGACAGAAGUUCCAGACGUUGACUAUUGGUAUUGUCCAACAUGCAAAGUUGAUGAUAACGAAAUUGUAAAAGCUGGUGGAAAAUUAAAGGAUUCAAAAAAAAAGACAUUAGCGUCAACAUCAACACGUGAUUGGGGCAAGGGAAUGGCAUGUGUUGGAAGAACAAAGAAAUGCAACAUUGUUCCACCAAACCAUUUUGGUCCCAUUCCCGGUGUUGAAGUUGGCACUACAUGGUUAUUCCGUGUUCAAGUAUCUGAAAGUGGUAUACACCGUCCUCCAGUUGGAGGAAUACACGGCCGUGACAAUCAAGGUGCAUUUAGUAUUGUAUUAAGUGGUGGUUAUGAAGAUGACAUUGACAAUGGUGAAGAAUUUAUGUAUACCGGUUCAGGUGGAAGAGAUCUGUCUGGAAAUAAACGCACUGCUCUGCAAAGUUGUGACCAAGAACUGACACGCAAUAACAGGGCUUUAGCUCUCAACUGUAAUGCAGAUAUCAAUGAUAAAGAAGGUGCAACAGCUGUGGAUUGGAAAAAAGGUAAACCAGUUAGAGUUGUACGGAAUUAUAAACUUCGUAAGCAUUCAGAAUAUGCACCGGAAGUAGGCAACCGCUAUGACGGUCUUUACAAAGUUACAAAGUAUUAUCCAGAGACUGGAAUAUCUGGAUUUGUUGUUUGGCGUUUUGUAUUGAAACGAGAUGAUCCUAUACCUGCUCCUUGGACAGCUAAAGGCAAAAAACGUAUAGUUCAACUAGGUCUUGAAAUGAUUUAUCCUGAAAAUUAUUUACCUUCUACUGAGCUUGACAAUGAAGAAUCAGAUGUACCCGGGUCUAAAGAAAAAGAACACUACAAGACGACACUAAUGAUGAAUCAAAUGAAAAUUUACAAAAAAAAAGAUGAAAAGAAGGCAAAAAUGCAUUAUAAACUGGAAAAUGAAGCAGAGACAUUAAUCGCAGCUGACGCUGCCAAUAAAAAAUAUUGGGAUGAUUGUAAGGCAUUGUUAAAAGACGGCAAAAAAGCAUUUUUGGAUAGAAUUGAAGAAACUUUUAUGUGCAUUUGUUGUCAAGAUAUUGUCUUUGAACCAAUUACAUUAGAAUGUGCUCACAACAUUUGUAAAGGAUGUUUGAAAAGAUCAUUCAGAUCUGAGGUGUACCAAUGCCCAGCAUGUAGAGCUGAAUUGGGAAAAACCUACUCUAUGAAAAUCAAUAUUACAUUGGCUAAUACUCUUUUGUAUUUCUUCCCGGGAUAUAAUGCGGGUCGUUAAUAAUUGUUUUAACUACUUGUACAAAAAGCAUUCAUUACAAAAUAUGGCAGUAUACAUUUAUUUUUAUUUUUAUUA
Acyrthosiphon pisum (pea aphid) is the source of this 2277-nucleotide messenger RNA. RefSeq names its product E3 ubiquitin-protein ligase UHRF1. The record is from RefSeq and is a predicted model, not a curated record. Gene Ontology annotation, biological process: negative regulation of gene expression via chromosomal CpG island methylation; protein ubiquitination. Gene Ontology annotation, molecular function: ubiquitin protein ligase activity. Lineage: Eukaryota; Metazoa; Arthropoda; Insecta; Hemiptera; Aphididae.